Messenger RNA from Necator americanus (New World hookworm), 1575 nucleotides. RefSeq lists its product as uncharacterized. Lineage: Eukaryota; Metazoa; Nematoda; Chromadorea; Rhabditida; Ancylostomatidae. Gene Ontology annotation, molecular function: deoxyribonuclease II activity. The record is from RefSeq and is a predicted model, not a curated record. Gene Ontology annotation, biological process: apoptotic DNA fragmentation. The transcript has 16 exons. Bases 1 to 1575 code for a protein of 524 amino acids.
AUGUAUUACCUCAGAGUGCCGAGUCACCUGAAGUCGCUGCGUACGUGCCGUGAAUUGCAUACACUUGGCAUCGAUAAAGAAGGUAUCGUUCAGAAAAUUCGUCAAAACCUUAUGCCUAUCAUCAAUGAGAAUGAUGCACUUGGUCCACAGCCAAGUCGUGCAAAUGUUGGUGUGUCACAGAUUAGCGUCCCAUUAGCAUGGAAUAGUGAUCAACAUUUUAAAAGUAAAGGAGAAACGCGGGUAUAUUCAAUGUUUCUUGUGCUGCAAACAAAAUCUCGUGUAGUGGAUUCCCGUAUGGUCACAAAUGUUGAUAGGACGAUGACAGAUGUUGUCUUUCCAGAAUCGUUUAUAUUUGAAAGCGAGCCAGAUGAUUUUUGUGUUGAGAUUACGUUAUAUGCAGCAAGAACAGAUCUCGGAUUAUCGGAUGGUGGUGGUAGCCUACGAACGAGGAUAACACGAUCGUUAGGAAGAAGAUUUGGUGGUCAAGUUAAGUCCAAUCUCAGUACCAUGGAACCUCCGAAUGGAAUUCGUGGAGAUUCCCCUAUCGGUGGGACCCAUUUUAAUAUGUUGGCAAGAGCGUAUCUUGUGCUCACAGAUGCCGGUGAUGAAUGUAAAAUCCACGAUCUUCGAAUGUCUGCGUUCGCGGAUUUAUCCGGUCCUCCACUUUACGGUCACAUACUAUGUCGACUUGCCGUACAACCUUAUUCCGUACUUCGACCGUUAGCUGAGGGUAUGCUAAGUGUGAAACCGCUUUGUGGAGGACGUAUCCUAAGGAAUGUACGGACACGGCUACAGGCUGGUAAUUUGCAUUGCUUUACCAACACCGAUAUUCAUCAAAGUCCAUCAGCAGAACAAACGUUAUUACUUGUACCAAUUACAUCAACAUCAAGAGUAAUGAAUACUUCACAUCCAAAUACGUUACUUUUAUCAUCGGAAACUUCACCGGAAGUUGAAGGAUACGAUUUUCACAUUACAGCUGAGAAUUAUAAAACGAUGCAAGACUGGAAAAAAGCGAUUGAAAUGCAAAUUGAUGACUGUGCUAUUUGGGCAACUCAACUUUACUAUAAUAAACCAAAUAUUUACUCAUCACAAUUGCCGACAAAAAUGGCCGCUGACUAUCCGGAAUUAGGCCAGGUCAUUGCCGGGAAAUAUAAACAAGGUGAACCAUACUCCAGCACCGUCACUCUGAGCACUAUCGAUGGCCAAAACUUUAUAUCGUUUGCAAAAACCAACCAAUUUAACGAAGAUCUCUACGAUGGUCUCGUUGCACCCAAUUUAAAAGCAGAUCUAAUUGCAGAAACAUGGCGCAGAGGAUCAGAGGUGCCCUUGUCAUGUAGCUCUACAUAUCACACUAAUGAUGCCCUAUCGAUCCAGGUUGGCGCUACAACCGAAUUCAAAUACACAAAAGAUCAUUCAAAAAUGGCUAGAUCAACAGAUUCAACAAAACCAUGGGUGUGUAUUGGAGACAUCAAUAGGAUGACAUCCCAGUAUGUUCGUGGAGGUGGAACGACAUGCAUAUCAAGUUCAUUCCUAUGGAAAGCAUUUAAUGUCAUCAAGGAUGAAAAUCAUUGUUGA